AGCGGCCGAGCUUUUACUGAGGGCGUAUCAACAAACCACUACUUCUUUAUUUUACGGCAAGCAUCUUCAGUUUUGGCUCCGCUUGUCGUUUUUGUCGCUAUAAGCCGCUGAUUGUACAACUGAGCAUCUGUAUUGAUCCUGUAGAGCAGAACAAGACGUGGGCUGCUUCUACCCGCGCCGGGUCCUACUUACUCCUGAUUCUCCCUGUAGUAAGUAAGUAAGUACCUCUCGUCUAUGUGUCACAAUGGAGAUAAACGAAGAGCCUCCUCCAGUAGGGGAUUCCAUUUGUAGUGGAGAUAAACGAAGAGCCUCCUCCAGUAGGAGAUAAACGAAGAGCCUCCUCACAAUGGAGAUAAACGAAGUUCCAGGGAGGGAUUCCAUUUGUGUCUCCUUCCCUCGGAAGGGGUGUGUCUCUGGGAAUUCCGUCUUCAUUUCGCCUUCCCUCGGAAGAUCCAUCCGUCCCUCUCGGAGUUACAUUCCCGCAUCGCCUCCUCUCGGGAGACCCAUUGCUCAUGGGAUUCCGUUUCCAUUUCGCCUUCCUGGGGAUGGUGUCAGUCUCGGGGGAUUCCGUUUUGCCUUCCUGCGGAAGGUGUCUCGGGGGCCGCCAUUUCGCCUUCCUUGCCCUCUGGUAGGUCGCUCCCUGGCGGAAGGACCGCUGCUUGAUUGCCUCUUGGGAGAGUGUGAGUUGUUUAUUUCCUGGCUGGCGCGAAGCUUUCGCCAUCGACUCCAGAUUGAUGAAUGGCCCGAGCUUAUUGACACCUCCUGCGCGACGUGGGUGGUUCGGGGUUUUUCUGUGCCCGGGCUCGCCGAGGCGUUUUGGAUUCGGCUUCGGAGCGCGCAGGUUUGCGGCUGUCCGGGGCUGUGCGCGUGUGCUUACAGCUUUUGCGCCGGGGGCCCCGGGUUUUUUCUUUUGUGUCCCGGGGCCUCGUCACAUCUACGCCCCGGGGCCCUGGAACAUGCAUGGCCCGUCGGAAGGCAGGCCAGCCUUCGGUAAAGGUAGGGAGGCGGGGGGCCCGAAGCACAGGCUGGCGCGUGCAUGGUGAAUAACGUUUGGCGGUGGAGGAGAUAACGGGGCCCGCGCAGUGCUUCUCGCGGAAACGGGAAACGGGACACGCAACUUGAUUCUAGGACCAAACCUGAUUCCAGUCAACUUGAUUCCAGCGUCCAACUUGAUUCCAUUUAACUUGAUUCCAGUUACCAACUUGAUUCCAACAAUUUGAUCAACUUGAUUCCUUGGACGUCCGUAAGUAAGUACCUCUCGUCUAUGUGUCACAAUGGAGAUAAACGAAGAGCCUCCUCCAGUAGGUGCCUCGGGCGAGCGGUUGACCAAGGGACAGAAGAAAAAGCAGCGGCAAAAGGUGUUUCGUGCCGGGAAGGCGGAAUACGUGUCUCCGCGCUACACAGUGGAGGACGUGGAGCGGCUCUGCGCCCCCUGCUUAUCCACGGUUCUUCCCGACUUUGCGCCGAGAAGUUCUAGUUGCGGCGGAACUUCUACAAUCAAGCCAGCGAGCAGUAGUUCCACUUCAUCGUGCAGCAAAACAACCAGCACUUUCGCCCCCUCAGGAAGGUCGAUCUCUACUGGCGUAGCAACUGAAAUUCCACCAAACCAGAGCACCAGUAGUCCUUGUUUCACUGGUUGCUUUUUGCGCAGUUUGUACGGAGUUUUCCCGCCCCCGGAGAAGCUGUUGGACGGGGACGCUGCCGAGUUCCGGCUGCUUCCCAGCGUACGCUGGGCGGUGCUCCAGCGCGCAGCAGGGCCGAGCUCUUUGGAUGAGUUGGUGGAGCGGCUGCAGCGGCUGCUCGCGGACACGGCCCCGACACUCGUGGAGGACGCGCGCCGGUUUCCGGGGCUGGUCCGCAAGGUGGCGCGGAAAAAUUUUUCGGCCGCAGCUCCAAAUGUUCCCAGGGGCAGCAGCCGACGACCGGAUUUUAGUAGUACUACCCAUAAUUCCGCCGACCCGGCCGCCCCGGCAUUCCGAUCCACCGCGCGCGACUACCUCGCCACGCUGGUGCUGUUGGAAAUUCCCGUUGGAGUGCGACAUUGGAAAAAUCCACCUGGUACGCAAGCAGCUGCGGGGAUACUAGGUGUGCAAACAACCACAGGCACAAUACUAGAAGGCAGAACAGCAUGUUCGUUGCAGCACGGUGACCAAGAAGACGCUUGUUCGGUAGACUUCUUCUCGUUCAAAAGCUGCUACCUCAACUGGCUGCGGGACGGGCGGAUACACGAGUUGGUGUGCGAAUACCAACUUUCGACUAGUACUAGAAACACGGGUAUUAGCACCUCUGUUGUACUACCUCCAGGCUGCACGACCACAGCAGACAGGAACGGCGCCACACCAGUGGCAGGCAGCACCACCGCACCAGCAGGAGAGCCUUCUUCCGGGCUUGUGAGCACGCCACUAACGGCGACCGUCCACAUAUCCUGUGUAAAGACGUCCCCACACCAGAGGCAAGAUCGGAAUUUUUCUCCAAGACAAAUCCAGAACCAACUUCUGGGAGGACUCACGCAUGACAAGCUCUUGGCUUUUGCAGUGCAGGCGUGCCGAGCUAGUCCAGACGCAUCACAGAUUUGCUCUCUUAUCCUGAUUAGCGCACGACAGAUCAUUUCCAAGCACAAGGGGAAACAAAACGCAUCCUCCCAUGAGGCGUCGAGUGAGAGAUGUAAGUAUCAUGUUCUGGGCAUGCAUCAAGUCUUCAGUAUGCACGAACCCCUCUGGGGCGGGGACCACGUUUUUCCUCGCAAUACCACAUCGGCUUUGGAGAAGGUGUCGCCGCACAGCAGCAGGCCGCGGCGAGCCCAGUAGUGCCGAUGGUCGGUGGAGGUGGUGCUUCAAGCAGCUCUACUAGUACCACAGCGAGGUCUUCUGGUGAACGCGGAACAUCAAGGGGAAGAGGAAACGAACCGCCGGCCGGAGCGGCCGCCGCUUCCUCUGCAGCUUCUCCUAUUCACGCGCCAGCACCCACGACCGCAAGUUCCGCCUCUACGUGGUGUUGCGGCGACACCACGGUGCGCGCGCAGUCCGAUAGUCUGUGCACCUUUUCGCUGGGUCCCGACCAGGUGUGGGUAAGUGCGGGGAGAGAGUUUACCGAGCCCUUUACGCAGGCCUUCCUGGAAACCCACCGUGCGACCAAGGCCCGACUAGCGGAGCGGCGGGAGCAGCUGGUGCCACAAAAGCUGCUCUUUUGGCUCGGGGAGGGCGAAAAUUAUAAUCAAGAGGGAACAGGUUUCGGCAUCAGUUUCGGUGGAUUGCUUUCACAAGAAGACCAUGCCAUUUUGGCAGCGGUUGAAGAAAAUUCAAAUUAUGCCGCGAGCAGUAGUAGUUACAAUUCUCUGCAGCAAGUAGAUCAUGCUGUUGCCAUCGCUAUGGAACAAGAUAUGGCCAUCAAUGCCGACGUUGGCCAGGGCAGUUGUCUCCAAGACGAUGAGUUGCUGUCGCUUGACUCGGAAAGUUCCAAAAACAUGGAAGACUUUUCGGACAUGGAUGAGUCUCCCAGUUCGCGAUAAAGCUGCGCGGGCGGGCAUAGUGUGUUGCACUAUGGUUGCAAUAACGCGAAAAAUGUUUUUAAACUGUGAAUUCGGCGCAGCUUCGGCUUGAAGUUGAACGACAGCGGCGGUGUGCUUUUUUUUGUUCUAGUGAAGAUGAG
Molecule: messenger RNA, 3648 nt
Organism: Amoebophrya sp. A120
Lineage: Eukaryota; Dinophyceae; Syndiniales; Amoebophryaceae
Source: the annotation of a GenBank genome assembly